Molecule: messenger RNA, 981 nt
Organism: Closterium sp. NIES-65
Lineage: Eukaryota; Viridiplantae; Streptophyta; Zygnematophyceae; Desmidiales; Closteriaceae
Source: the annotation of a GenBank genome assembly
AUGGCGCCGCAGCGGACGCAUCUUUCCGCCAAUGAGCUCCGUGCGUUGCAUUCCCCCGCCGCCCUUCCCUCCUUCCCGGUCCUCUCCUCCGCUUCUUCUCCCUUCCCCCGCAUCCCUUGUCCCCUUCCCCCAUUUUCCUGUCCCCUUUCCCCGCAUCCCUGUCCCGUUCCCCUACUUCCCUGUCCUCUUCCCCCACUUCCCUGUCCCAUCCCCCGCAUCCCCUGUCCCCUUCUCCCGCAACCCCUUCACUAUUCUGGUAAACGACGUAAGGUCCUCAACGAUGCGAGAACUGUGCAGAAAUACCGAAAGAUGAUUGGUCGGGAGAGGAAGGCGACAGGGACCGACCGGAUGAGUGGAUUGGUGGGGGGUGAUGGGAGGACAGAAGAGGAGGAAGAAGAGGGGGAAGGGGAAGAGGAGGGAGAUGAAGAGGAGGAAGAGGAAGUAGUGGGGGAGGAUAGGGAAGAGGAGAAUGAGGAGGAAGAGGAAGGAAGUCAGGAUGACGUUUCUAGUGAUGAAGAGGAGGAGGAAGAAGCAGGGCUAGAGGACCAAGUGGUUUGUGGCUUGGGAAUGGGAUCAAAACGGGAGGAGGCCGCACAGGAGUGGGAGAGGGGCGGUGUGGGCAAAGGCAGGGGACGAGGCCGGGGACUGGGAGGCGGGAGAGGAGGAGAGAGAGCGGUGGCAGGUGGAAGUGUGAGGGGUGUUGAGGGUGGGAGAAGAGGAGGAGAGGGUGUGCGGCAGAGGCCGUUGAAUCGGCUGGAAAGGAUAUGGAAGAAGCGAGAGGAGGAGGCUGCAAGGCAGGCGGCAGAGAGGGAGGCGAAGUGGAGGGAGAUGGAGGAGGGGAGGAGGAAGAGGGAGGAGGUGGAGAGGAGGAGGAGGGAGUUGAGAGGGCAGAUGAGGAAGAGGACAAAGAGCGGGCAGGUGGUGAUGAAAGUGAGGAUGGAGCAUCUGCUCGAGUCGAUUCAACGCAAUCAGCAGAAAUAG